GCCGCUUCUGAUCUCGACGGCUCGCUGCCUGCUCGUCGGACGCUGUCGCCGCCUGCCUCGCCGCUCCUCCCCGCCCGGCGCCCAUCGCCACCUCGCCCCAGCCAGCUGAAAUUUCUGACAGUGAUCAAUUUUCACCCUCUACGUCGGCCGUUGCUCCGUUAGUCAGGGGAGGAAAUGGCUCGCGCGGCCCCUCCGCUCUCGGCGCUGCUCCGCCGCCUCUCUUCCCACCCCUCCCACUCCCCCGCAUUCCACGCCGCGCUGCUCAAGUCAUCUUCCCUCUCCAGCCCCAUCCCGGCCACCGCCCUCCUCACCGCCUACGCAAAAGCCGGCCUCCCAGGCGCCGCCUCCCGCCUGUUCGACGAAAUGCCCGUGCGCGACGCUGUUGCCUGGAACGCGCUCCUCGCAUGCCACGUCCGUCACGCGCGCUGCGGCGCCGUCGCUGAAGUCUUCCGCGGCAUGGCGGCUGCCGGGUUCGCGCCAACGGCCGCCACCCUCUGCACCAUGCUCAAGGCCUGUGCUUCCUCCCGUGCCGUGCGCCCCGGCCGCCAAGUGCACGCGCGGAUAGUUCUUGCGUGCCACGGUGAUGUCAUUAUGACUACAGCUCUUGUUGAUCUCUACAUGAGCUGCGGCUGUGUCGAGGAGGCGAAGAGGCUGUUUAUCCACACGGACUGCCCCAAGGACGUGGCGCUGUGCAACUCUGUUCUUUCAGGAUGCGUGGAGAAUGGCCAAUUCCAGGAGGCUUUCUUGAUGCUGGGGGGUAUUGAACUCAAUGGAAUCACACUGACAUGCGCUCUCACAGCUUGCUCAGCCACAUCAAAUCUUGAAUAUGGUCUUCAAGUGCAUUGCAAGGUUCUCCGAUGCGGGUUUGAUUCUGAGACUGUCCUAUGCAAUGCACUUAUUGACAUGUAUACAAAGUGUGGGCGGACAACAGCUGCACGAGUGGUGUUUGAUCGGAUGACUUGCAGAAACGUUGUUUCCUGGUCCAGUAUGAUUGAUGGUUAUAGUCGCCGCGGGCAUGGCAAAGAGGCUUUGGAUUUGUUUGAGAGGAUGGAGAAAGCUGUACCCAUUGUCUUGCCUAAUGCCAUUACAUUUCUUGCUGUUCUCUCAGCUUGUGGACACUCUGGUCUUGUGGAUGAAGGCCGGGCCAAGUUACAUUUGAUGAAAAGAAAGUAUGCAAUUGAUCCAGGACCAGAGCACUACGCAUGUUUUAUCGACAUGUUAGGCCGGGCAGGACUGAUUGAUGAGGCAUGGCAUCUCUACUGUUGUUUACGUUCGAACAUAAGUGAGCUCCAUGGUGCUAUCUCUGUGGCUAUGCUGAGUGCAUGUAUGGCUAACAUGGAUGUGGCAAGAGGAAACAUGGUAGCUGAGCAUAUUCUGGAGGUUGAUCCACAGAAUCCUCGAAAUCUUGUGUUAAUCUCAAAUUUUCACUCAGCUGCUGGACAAUGGUCUAUAUCGGAUGAGUCAAGGAAGGUUAUAAUGGACAAGGGUCUCAAUAAAGAAGCAGCUAGUAGUCAUGUCUGCAUUGGCUAAAAUUAAUUUGCACAAAUAUGGAGGUACAGUUCAUCAACUUACCUGCAUACACUAUGAGUGUAAUCAACAAUUGCUUUUUCUUUUACAACAAACCAACAGAUCAAUGUUGCUAACGGGUUCGUGGUGGGGGCUCUUUUUAUUUAAAAUCUAUUAUGCCUUGAACUCACCCUGAACCAUCCAGUUUAUCUUGGUUUUUAAGUGCUUAACUGGGUCCUACGACAGUUGCGAUUAUUUGAUACGUGUACAAGGACUAAAUGUGAACCAGCAUAGUGAGGUCACAUGAUCAUCAUCUGGAAUUGUCAAAAAUUGUUCCAUCAAAACUCUAUCCUGCACAAAUUAGUUUAGGUUUUAUGCAUGUGUAACUGGCAUACUAAAACAGAGGUGAAAUAACCAAUUUCAACAUCAGCUUAGCUUGAUGGUUCCUGGAGAUCAAGUUCUGCUGGUACUUGAAUAUAGGCUACAACAGUAUUCUGAAAUUAAUCAUGAAGUUCAAUCUUUUCGGGACAACGCAAGAAGGGCUUGCAUUUCAUUGCUUUGGAAAGGAAGGGAGUCUCGGUUACAAUCCUCCUAGGAGGGAACGUGGUACUGAAGUACAUGUCCUUUUCUGGAUAUAAUGGUGAACUGUAAUCAAAAUUUGGAUCCUAAAGUGCAGUUUAUCUGACUGAAGCCUCAUGUACAAGUUUCCCUGGUCCUCCUAGCAAUAUAAUUACUCCAUUUAUCUCUUUGUUCAUGAGAAGCAUGUAAUAAUAGACAUAACAGAGCAAUACCACACAGGCUUUAAGUUUCAGGACAUGUUAAUAUUUUCAGAGAUAGGGUGCAUGUGAACCUGUUAAAUCAGCACAAAGGUACAUGUGCUAGCACGUAGUGAUCUUUGUUGAAAUGAUUCCCUAUAGAUGCUUCUGUAGUCUACAAAUCAAUAUCAUGACGAGUACACCUUGUAUUUAACCAUGUUGUGAAUCACUCCCUAAUUUGCAUAACAAGAUUAACUAAUUGUCUAAUUUUAUCCUCAUGCAUGUUGACAAGAACAAGAUACUACAUGAUCGUGGCUGACAUGAGAUGCAACUUGGCUAUUCUUGACUUUAGCCUACUGCUAUAACAGUUUAGAAAUUACAUGGUUAUAUAUUUCUUUGAUCAGUCAGUUGAACUGAAAGAAAAAACACAUGAUAAUAUGAUAUUGUCUUUGGCCUGUAAUUUACUUCUAUGUAAUGCCUUGAGAAGAGAAGGUGAAAAAUCUGAGAACAGAUGCAGUGCAAUUUGCUCCUUAAAGAUCAUAUGAUGAAUAUGAAAUUGGAGAUUUCAGUA
Messenger RNA from Aegilops tauschii subsp. strangulata, 2832 nucleotides. Its product is annotated as pentatricopeptide repeat-containing protein At5g66500, mitochondrial-like. Gene Ontology annotation, molecular function: protein binding; RNA binding. The record is from RefSeq and is a predicted model, not a curated record. NCBI's taxonomy places the organism in Eukaryota, Viridiplantae, Streptophyta, Magnoliopsida, Poales, Poaceae. Gene Ontology annotation, biological process: RNA modification.